GGCCAACCAAAGGAUUAAUUAAAUGAAUGAAUAAAUUCGUUUCUUUGCUACUACGGCACAGAGCCUCAGCUCAUCAGAAGAUAUUACAGAAUCUGUGAAGUACGUUUCACAUGAGAAAAACACCCGCCAAGACUGAAAAUCGUCCAAAUCCAUUAACCCAUAGUGAACCGCACCACAAUGCAUUUAUGAUAAAACGAGUCAAAGCCCGCCCAUCCAUUACCGAGUCUGCAGAGAGGAGAGGGGCUCCGAUCGAUAAGAAUGUGAUAUUGUGAUAAUGUGAUAGUAAUGUGGCUUUUGUGGCAGACGAGGGGUUGGAUGUUGGUGGUUCGAUUCUGGUUUCUGAUGAUGAGGGGUAGAAGAACAGAUAGAUAUGAUUUGUCACUAAAAUGGAAUACAAUCCCAAAUUUUGACUUGAUAAAUACGUUCAAGCAAAAAUAUAUAACUUGGAAAGACAGCAUGAAGUACAGCACAAGUAUACGGAGAAGAGAGAGUACUUCCUACUUCCUACUUCCUCGCCCACUCUCUCCGCUACCGAUUCCCACUCACACAUCUUACAUUAUUAGUAUUUCAAUUUUAGCAUCUAGUCA
Molecule: messenger RNA, 587 nt
Organism: Botrytis cinerea B05.10
Lineage: Eukaryota; Fungi; Ascomycota; Leotiomycetes; Helotiales; Sclerotiniaceae
Exons: 2
Coding region: 111-272 (53 amino acids)
Source: RefSeq, a predicted model, not a curated record